Molecule: messenger RNA, 4178 nt
Organism: Saccostrea cuccullata (small rock oyster)
Lineage: Eukaryota; Metazoa; Mollusca; Bivalvia; Ostreida; Ostreidae
Product: multidrug resistance-associated protein 1-like
Exons: 26
Coding region: 103-3936 (1277 amino acids)
Biological process (GO): transmembrane transport
Cellular component (GO): membrane
Molecular function (GO): ABC-type transporter activity; ATP hydrolysis activity; ATP binding
Source: RefSeq, a predicted model, not a curated record
CUCUGGAACCAGGUGGACUACUUGCGAUCAGAGACGUGUGUCCCAGAACUAGAACAAAACUGGAAGGAGGAAGUUCAUAAACAGGCCACAAGAAACGUCAGAAUGCAACAUAAUAAUUUUUCCCAUCCUUAUAUCUACCAAAAUGAUACUUUCAGAUCUGAGUCAACACCUCUUAUAUCCAAUCAAAAAUCAGAUAGAGAUCACGACGAAGAAGGCUCCGAGAAUUCCCACCAAGCGCGACCAACUUUACUUAAAGUUGUGGCAAAAACCUAUUGGAAACAGUGGCUACUUGCCUCCUUCUUUAAAAUCGCACGUGACGUUUUGUCCAUGAUUCAACCGUUGCUACUUAAACUGAUGAUAGAUUUCCUUGAGAACAAACACACAGAGGACUGGCCGCUGUGGAAUGGCUGGGGACUAGCUAUCUUGUUCUUUAUUAGUGGGGUAGUGGAGUCGCUGUUCUUCACUCAGGGUGCAUUUUGUAUGAUGACCCUGGGUCUGAAAGUGAAAGUAGCACUAGUAGGACUGAUAUAUCAAAAGUCAUUGAGAAUGAAUAACGCUGCUAAAAGUCACUACACGAUUGGUGACAUUGUCAAUUUGAUGUCAGUGGACUGUCAGCGAAUACAAGACGCCUUCAUGUUUCAGUAUGAGAUCCUGUCCUUUCCCUUUAUGCUGGCUUUAGGUUUAUACCUUAUUUGGAAUCAAAUGGGCGUUGCAACUCUGGGAAGCGUGGCAGUGAUCAUUAUCAUAUCGGCGCUUAACAUACUCUUUGGAAAACUUCAACAGAAGUACCAAGGAAUCAUUCUAGCACUUAAGUCUAGUCGGAUAAAACUGUUAAAUGAGGUGUUAAGUGGUAUAAAAGUUUUAAAGAUGUACACGUGGGAGCCACCUUUCACCAAGAAACUAUUGAAUAUUCGGUUACGUGAGAUGUUUUUUCUGAAAAAAGUGUGUGUUGUCACAGCUUUCUCAACGCUUUUCUCUGUGCACAGUCCAUUUAUGAUGAGCUAUUUUGUGUUGCUGAUUUUUACCUUGACAUCAGGAAAUUACCUGGAUGCCAGUAAAGUGUUUGUUUCCCUCACCAUUAUCAACACUCUUCGCUUCUCUAUAACAAUUGUUCCAUUCGUCAUCACAGGAAUCAUACAGAUGCUGGUAUCUCUAAAAAGAAUAGAAAAAUUCCUUUGUAAGGAGGACCUCAAUCAAAAGAACGUGUCGACCUCCUUAACCACAGGGUAUGCAAUUUCUAUAGAUAACGGAUAUUUUACCUGGGACCGAAGAAAUCGGAAACCUACCUUAAACAGAAUUAACCUUAAGGUGAGAGAAGGUAAACUUGUGGCCGUGGUAGGACAGGUGGGGGCGGGGAAAUCGUCACUUAUAGCCGCCAUGUUGGGAGAGAUGGAGAAUGUCAAAGGUCACGUUAAUGUUCAGGGGUCGGUCGCCUACGUACCACAAGAAGCAUGGAUCCAAAACCUAACUGUGAAAGAAAACAUUUUGUUUGGCAGUAAAUUUUCAGAGAAGAAAUACAAACGGAUCAUUCAAGCAUGCGCACUGUUACCGGACCUGACUGUUCUCAGUGCUGGAGAUAACACAGAGAUCGGAGAAAGGGGUAUCAACGUCAGCGGUGGCCAAAAGCAAAGAAUAAGUUUGGCUCGAGCAGUCUACAGUAACUCUGAUGUGUAUCUUAUGGACGACCCAUUAUCUGCUGUGGACAGCCAUGUUGGAAAAUCUCUUUUCAAAGAGGUCAUUGGUCCAGAGGGAUUAUUACGUCAUAAGACUCGUAUUCUGGUCACGCACGGGGUACACUGGCUACCAAAGGUCGACCUAAUUGUAGUGAUGGAUGAAGGGACUAUCUCAGAAGUAGGAACGUAUGAAGAGUUGAUGCAGAAGAGAGGGUCUUUCUCAGAGUUUCUUGAAAAUUACCUUCUUCAUGAGGAAGACGACACAGACUCAGAAAUUGCAAAGACAAAGGAUGAGAUGUGGGAACAGCUUGAGUCUGUGCCGGACAAUGGAUUGUCUGCCGAUGAUUCGGAUCUCUCAAGACAACAAAGUACAAGGAAAGUAUCUUUGCGAAGAAAUUCUCGAUGUUCCAUUCCAACAGACAUAAAACUUCGACUCUCACAAUCACAUCCAAUAGUAGAAACAGGUAAUCACUUGAUGAAGUCCAUGAACAAUGCCGAAUCAAAGCGACACUUUUCGAGGUCAAACACGAAAAAAGAUUCGUCCAGACAGGACGAAAUCAACCCGCUUGAAAUACUCCAGAGAUCACCAUCACAGGGGCGGAUCCUACCAUACAAUAGUGGCGGAGAGUCCGAACCAGCAGAUGGAAAACUGAUCCAAGGCGAAAAAUCGGCGGAGGGGACGGAAUAUUCGAACCGGAAGUACUACUACCUGGCAAUUUAUACCGUCCUAGGAGUUCUUCAAGGAAUUUUCCUGUUCUUGUUUGCCUUCCUUGGACUCACGAGAUUGAUAACUGCUUCCGGAUCCCUGCAUUCCUCCAUGUUAUUUUGUAUUUUACGUUCCCCAAUGUCGUUAUUUGACACAACACCUGUGGGUCGGAUCAUGAAUCGUUUUUCUAGUGAUAUAGAUAUAUUAGAUGACCGCCUUCCUCGAACCUUCAUAUUGGGGGCUGUGAUGCUAUUUACCUUGUUAGCCAUUUUGGUUGUGAUAUCAGUCAACACGCCUGAUUUCCUAAUUGUUAUAAUACCGGUGGGAAUUUUCUUUAUCUUAAUUUUGAGGUUCUACCUCCCUACCGUCAGGCAACUGAAGAGAAUGGAGGGCGUGACCCGCUCCCCUGUAUAUAACCACUUUAGUGAGUCUAUCACCGGUGCCAGCUGUAUCCGAGCUUACCGAGCCGUGAACCGAUUUAUUACCGAGUCCCAGGUCCGAGUAGACACAAACACAACAUUCUAUCACGCCGCAAAUACAGCCUCAUGGUGGAUUUCUAUUCGACUUGAAUUCUUGGCAAAUCUUCUGGUGCUAGCAGCCGCUGUGUUUUCCGUUCUUUCUGAUACUUUAUCAGGGGCAGGGAUAGGACUCUCCCUAACAUACUCAUUACAGGUUGUAAUAUCCCUGAUGCUGGUCGUCCAGUGCGUGAGCGAGAUGGAGAUGAAUAUCGUGUCAGCAGAAAGGGUAGAGGAGUUCACGAGACUUCAACCAGAGGCUGAAUGGAUCGAACCAGAGAACCGUCCAUCUUCUACUUGGCCUGAAACGGGGAAGGUGGAAUUUAAAUCAUACUCCACCCGAUACCGGGCGGGUUUAGAUCUCGUGCUGAGAGGACUCGACUGUGUCAUUAAAGGGGGCGAAAAGAUAGGUAUUGUAGGUAGAACAGGAGCGGGGAAAUCAUCCAUGACGCAGGCGCUGUUCCGCAUCAUUGAACCAGCAGGUGGUGACAUUUGCAUUGACGAUAUGUCGAUAUCUUCUAUUGGUCUCCAUGAUCUCAGAUCCAAAAUAACAAUACUACCUCAGGAUCCUGUCAUAUUUUCUGGAUCCAUCCGUUCUAACUUGGAUCCGCUCGAGAGAUUUUCAAAUCAGGAUCUUUGGGUGGCGAUAGAGAGAGCUCAUAUGAAAGACUUUGUCACUAGCUGUGUAGGGCAGCUAGAUUACGAAUGUGGGGAAGGGGGUCAAAAUUUCAGCGUUGGUCAGCGACAGCUGGUUUGUCUGGCUAGAACUCUACUACACAAGACAAAGAUCCUGAUUCUGGACGAAGCCACGGCAGCCGUGGAUGUAGAGACAGAUGAACUGAUCCAGAGGACGAUUAAAGCAGAGUUCAGUGACUGUACUGUACUGUCUAUAGCUCAUAGACUCAACACUGUGAUGGAUUACGAUAGAAUAAUGGUAAUGGACAAAGGAUUGAUAGUUGAGUUUGGUGCCCCUAAAAAACUACUGGAAGAUAAAUCCGGGGUCUUCUACUCGAUGGCUAAAGCUGCAAACCUCGUUAACUAACAUAUUUUAUCUAGAAUCAUUACAGUACUGUGAAAUCACUUAUUUUGAUGGCCUUUCAUUAUUGUUGUUUUCAAGGUAUGAAGAGAUUCCCAUCUCGAAUAUUUCAUAUACAUCACUACAGAACAAUUCUUCAACAACGAAAUAAAAUCCCAUGAACCAAUAUAUUUUCCUCAUAUUGCGAAAAAAUUACCCCUCGAAAAUAUGUGAUUUUACAGUAUUUAUUUUGUUGCUGUUGCUCAAUA